GUUAAUGUUUUUUUUUGGAUGAAUUUCUGUCUGAAUUUUCAGAAAUUCAUCUGUUUGGAUUUCGAGGAGGAAGUGAAUAAUCUUGCUGUACUAUCAACAGAACAGGUUAUACACUCAUCCGUUUUCUGGAUGGAUAGAAUUUAUUUGAAUUUCUAAAGGUUAGGUUUUUGUAAUUAAUGAUCAUUGUGUAUAGAAAACUCAUUUUGAUUUUAAUUUAGAUUUUGAUAUGAGAAUGAAAAUUUUGGAGAUGGAUAAAUAUUUUAGAUAAAUUAGAGAAAAUGUCGUCGUCAAAUACAAGCUCGAUGAAUAUCUCAUCGAGCAAUGUAUCUCCUCCUCCUCCUCCACCAUCGAGUAGCGAUGAUAAUCCAGAAAAUUUAAUACCUUCGCCAUCUGUAAUCUUCCGACCUGAAUUGGAAUCUGCAAGCGCUCCUGAAGUCUCAAACCCACAAUCACCACCACCACCAAGUUCUCCGCCUCCUUCUCCUCCGCCAAGUUCUCCUCCGCCAAGUUCUCCCCCACCAAGUUCUCCACCACCCAAUUCUCCACCACCUUCCUCACCACCUCCAAAUUCUCCACCACCAGCUCCGGUAACUUCACCAUCUCCGCCACCCCCACAGACAGAUUCUCCGCCUGUUACUCCAUCUCCUUCUCCUCCUCCCCCGUUUCCUUCUCCUCCUCCUCCUCCUCCAGUUGUUCCGGACCCAUGGAGUCAAAGUGCAAAUUCUGUUAGCCCUUCGCCAACGCCAACAACCAUCACGUUUGUAUUACCUCCACCAUCUCCAGGAAUCUCCGGAUUGUCAACUCCUCCAAUACAAUUUCCCCCGCCCACCAUUAACCCAUUAACUCCAUUGCCUAGAUCACAAACAGGACCUACUUCCCCCCCAGGUUGGUCCGCACCACCUGCAGUACCAUCUACCCCUACCCCAUAUUCUGCCCGUAAUCUAACUCCUCCUCACUCCACAUCCAAUCCUUCACCGAAAUCAGGGAACAACCGUGGAGUUGUUAUCGGAGCUGCUGCCGCAGUAAUGGGAGUAGUAGUUCUUGCCAUGGUUGCUUUCUUUUUCUUUAUGGUGAAAAAGAAGAGGAAGAGGGGAGGACCCGGACUUGGUGUGCAUUAUGGACCUACCCCUGGUAAUGUCAUUGUCCAACCAGAUGGGUACUUCUAUGUCCAACAACCGCAAAACCUGUUAGUAGGUCGAUCAGAUGGAUUGUACAAUGGAAGGCCACCACUGUCUCCCACAGUUGAAUAUCACAAUGGAAGUAGUGGACCUGAUUCAGGUGUAAUAGGACUUAUAUCAUGCUUUAGCUAUGAAGAUUUGAUGGAGAUAACAAAUGGGUUCUCUAAGCAAAAUAUUCUUGGACAAGGUGGAUUCGGGUGUGUAUACAAGGGUAGGCUUCUAGAUGGAAGAGCAGUUGCAGUAAAACAGCUCAAGACAGGCAGCAGCCAGGGGGAACGGGAGUUUAGAGCUGAAGUAGAGAUCAUUAGUCGUGUGCACCACAGGCAUCUAGUCUCUUUGGUUGGAUAUUGCAUCGCUGAAAAUCAGCGAUUGCUUGUGUACGAAUUCCUACCUAAUAACAAUCUUGAUCAUCAUUUGCACGGUAAAGGAAUGCCUGUGAUGGAAUGGCCAAAAAGAAUUAAAAUUGCUCUUGGUGCUGCUCGUGGAUUGGCAUAUCUACAUGAUGAUUGUAACCCAAAGAUAAUUCAUAGGGAUAUCAAGUCUGCAAACAUUUUAUUAGAUGAUACUUUUGAAGCACAGGUUUCAGACUUUGGACUUGCCAAACUAGCAAGUGAUUACAAUACUCAUGUAUCAACUCGUGUGGUGGGGACGGUUGGGUAUAUGGCACCAGAGUACGCAUCCAGCGGAAAACUGACUGAUAGGUCGGAUGUGUAUUCAUUCGGAGUAGUGCUUCUCGAGCUUGUGACAGGGCGUAAAGCCAUCGAUCCAACUCAGCCUUUAGGUGAUGAGAGUUUAGUUGAAUGGGCUCGACCACUUCUCAUUCAUGCUCUUGACACUGGAAAUUUUGCCGCAUUAAUAGAUCCAAAACUUGAAAGCAGAUAUGUAGAGACUGACAUGUUACGGAUGAUUGAGGCAGCUGCUGCUUGUGUUCGUCAUGCAGCCCCUAGACGGCCUCGUAUGGUGCAGGUUUUACGAGCAUUGGAUAGUGAAUGCGACGGGUUAAUAGAUCUUAACAAUGGUUUAAAGCUUGGCCAAAGUACUGCAUAUGACUCUGCUGAGUACAGUGUCGAAAUUAAGCGAUUUCGGAGGAUGGCUUUCGGCAGUUGGGAGAGCUCUGAUUAUGAUAUAUUAGGUGUGGAUGGGCAGAGUUCUAAUGGUGUUACCGUUGAGCUCGAGGAAUCUGGUUCCGUCGAGUUCCCAAGCAGCAGUGAUUCGGAAAGUCAUCUGAUGAAGUCACCGCAUUCGAAGCAACGAAACCGUUUGAAACCAAGAGAUCUUGAGGAGGGUAUUGCACAAAGACAUGCACAUUAGAGCUGCCCAUCUACUGAUACUUCUGGUGGUUUGGGUUUACAUGGAAAAUUUCUGUGACGGGAACUGCAUGAUAGUGACCUUGAGAUAGGGAAUAAUUUGAAGAAUACUAACUAAUCGUUGGGUCGACUUGAUCUACUAGACAUAAUCUGUAAACUCGCUGCCUAACAAGUCCAUUUUGCACAUCUGCGUGUACAUCGUUUGUCUGUCAAAUUUUUAUUUGGCAUCGGUGAACACACGAAAUCAAUGCUACCAACUUUUAUGUAUUACGUAGAUUUUUCUCAUAUGGUCUUGUUAAAAGAAGAAAGAAAAAAAAAGCAUUAGAAGAGACUAAUAUACAUACAAUGAAUCAAAGAUGUAUACAUAAAAUGGAAGAAGAGGAUAUUCCAUCCACUGUAGUAAUAGUAUUUUUUUUCUUUUUGAAGAUAAAGAUAACUUUUUUUUUUUAAGGAAGACAUAAUUUUGACAGUGUCGUGGAAAUGUUACUGCAUUCCUAUCAUCUAGUAUAACGUUUGAAAGGAAAGAAGGGUACAUUAUAUCAUUUUUUUUAUGUUGAAGUCAUUGGGUUCCUCUAUUGGUGUUCGACUGCCUCGUUUGCUAGUUUGUCUUCCGUCUGAUUUGCUUCUUGGUAAGCAUGUCCUGUUCUUGGGUGGGGGAAUUGGAGCAUUAGCAUUUUGAUUUCCUGUACCAUGUUUCUAAAGUAUCAAGGAGUGGUGUGUUGUUGAUGUGUUAGAAGUUCAGGGUUCAGGGUGUGUUGUACGAGUGCUUGUGAAUCCUCUUGGAACCAGACCUUUGUCCAUUGUUGUUGUAGUAGUUCUAAUCUCGUUGCCAAUAAAAAAAAACAAUGUUUCUGCA
Molecule: messenger RNA, 3341 nt
Organism: Papaver somniferum (opium poppy)
Lineage: Eukaryota; Viridiplantae; Streptophyta; Magnoliopsida; Ranunculales; Papaveraceae
Product: proline-rich receptor-like protein kinase PERK8
Exons: 9
Coding region: 279-2489 (736 amino acids)
Biological process (GO): protein phosphorylation
Molecular function (GO): protein kinase activity; ATP binding
Source: RefSeq, a predicted model, not a curated record